Salvia splendens (bonfire salvia) is the source of this 2741-nucleotide messenger RNA. RefSeq lists its product as uncharacterized. The coding region runs from base 380 to 2038 and encodes 552 amino acids. The transcript has 5 exons. The record is from RefSeq and is a predicted model, not a curated record. Gene Ontology annotation, biological process: DNA transposition. NCBI's taxonomy places the organism in Eukaryota, Viridiplantae, Streptophyta, Magnoliopsida, Lamiales, Lamiaceae. Gene Ontology annotation, molecular function: DNA binding; transposase activity.
ACAAGGGAUUUCUAAUUUUUUUUAUCUUUUUUCUAUUUUUUUUCCUAUUAUUUAUUUCCCAUCAUUUAUAAGUGGACUAAACUACCUUUUUAUAUUUUCACCUAAACUCUAUGAAAUCAUUCGAUCAUUUACAGAAGAUUUGUCAAUCAUUUGAUUUCCAUACACAAUGAUAUAAUAAUAUUAAACUAUUGAUUGAAUAUCGUCUCUUUUUAUACUAAAAUUUUGAUUUGAAUAUCUUCUAUUUCCCAUCUCUUUACUCUAGACUCGUCUCCACCCUCUUGACAGCCGCCUCCGCCGUUCGCCGCCUCCCCUGUUCGCCGCCUCUGUCUCCACCCUUCUCUUCCCGCCGUCUCUUCACUCCAAAAUAAUUGUGAUUCUGAUGGAUCACAUUGAUGAAAUUGAUAUUAUUGACUGGGAUAGUAUAGAAAUUACUCCACUUGAAGAAUCACAGAUUGGUGCUCCUGAAAGCUUGAUGGAUGAAGAAACAAUGUUUGCAUUUGUUGGUCUAACCUUAGAGAAACCUAGUGAUGCACUAGUAGAUGGAAUGAAUUAUGGUCCAAUUGUUGAUGAGGUAAUGGACAUACCAGUUGAUGACCAUAUUCCUAAUGAAGAGAAUGUAUUUUAUGAUAUGGAUGACCCUCCGAUGGAUGUUGGAACCAUAUACACAAAUAUGAAUGAUUUUAGGAAAGCAGUGAAGCAACAUGCUAUAAAGACUCAGUUUGAACUAGGAACAGAGAAAUCCAACCCAAAUUUGUUCAGGGGCUUCUGCAAAGCUGAGAGUUGUCCAUGGUCAAUUGUUGCUAGGUGGAUGAAAAAUGAAAAGCAUGUGAAGGUUUGUUUGAAUAAAGGUGAGCAUUUUUGUUCAUCCACUGGCAGAGUAAGGACCAAGAUGACAUCGUAUCAUUGGGUUGGAGAAAAAGCAAUUCCUUUUUUAAAGAAAGAUCCAAACAUGGGAGCAAUUAAGUUGCAAAAUGAGUUGCAGGAGAAGUAUGUCACCACAAUUCAUUAUUCUACUAUAUAUGUCGGUAUGCAGAUUGCACGUGAAAAAUUGUAUGGAACAUGGGAGGACAAUUUUGGGAAUUUGUUUAACUUUAAGGCAAUGGUUGAGCUUAAAAUGCCAGGGAGUGUGGUUGAGAUAGGGUUGAAAGAGACUGAAGACGGGGUCUACUUUCAAAGAUUUUUUUGUUGCUUCAAACCAAGUAUCAAUGGCUUCCUAAAUGGGUGUAGGCCAUAUUUAAGUGUAGAUGCAACGGCUCUUAAUGGUAGAUGGAAUGGACAACUAGCUUCAGCUACUGCAUUAGAUGGGCACAACUGGAUAUUUCCACUUGCUUUUGGGUUGUUUGAAAGUGAGACCAAUGAAGAAUGGAUUUGGUUUAUGGAGCAGCUAAAGAGGGCAAUUGGAAGUCCACCUCAUUUAGCUAUUUGCUCAGAUGCAUGCAAGGGGUUGGAGAAUGCUGUGAAGGCGGUGUUUCCAUUGGCAGAACAUAGAGAGUGUUUUAUCCACUUGAUGAAGAAUUUUUCUAAGAGGUUUCAAGGUCCGAUUUUUGGACACAUGUAUCCUGCAGCUAGGACAUUUUGUCCAAUUUAUCAUGAAAAACUAAUGCACAAGAUGUACGAAGCAAAUGAUAGGGUGCAACCAUUCUUAGAGACAUAUCACACCCUGCUUUGGAUGAGGAGCAAAUUUUCUGAAGACAUCAAAUGUGACUAUAUUACAAACAAUAUUGCAGAAGUGUGGAACAACUGGGUAAAGGACCUUAAGGACCUUCCAAUAGCCGAGCUAGUUGACAGUCUGAGAUCAAAGUUCAUGGAGCUCUAUGCAAGGAGGAGAGAUAUAGGUGAAAGAUUGGAAGGCCAUACCAUGCUUCCAAUUGUUGUUCGCCAUCUCAAUGUUCUUAGUAGACAAUUGGGUAACUUGAAGGUCAAAGUAGGUGGUAUGGGUGAGGCAGAGGUGACUGAGAUCACAGAUAGACACAAGGUAAUUAGACAUGUUGUGAAUCUUGCACAACACACUUGCUCAUGUAGGGAGUGGCAAGUCUAAGGAAAACCAUGCCCACAUGCAUUAGCAGUGAUAACUUCACAUAGAAAUCCAAAAAUGGAAGAUUACCUACAUCCUUACUUUUUAGUGAGUCUAUUUAGGCUAGCAUAUACAGGGGUAAUUAGCCCAUUUCCCGACAAGUCUCAGUGGCCUAGCAUAGACCUUGGCUUCAAGGUGUUACCUGCUUUGAAAAAAAAAGCUCCCGGCAGACAGAGGAAACAUAGGAUACCUGGAUGCUUAGAAGGCAAAGGAAACAAAUCUAGAACAAAACGAAUGUGGCAGAUCCAAUGUAAGCAAUGCAAAGAGUUUGGUCAUAGGGAGUCAUCAGCUAAAUGUGUCUUUAAUGGAACAAAGAAAAGGAAGAGCCGUGCAAAGGGACGACCUUUAGGUGGGAUGCAUGCUAGUACAUGUCAAAGGCAUGGAGUAGUUGAUGAACCAAUGAGUGAAUUGUAGCAUGGAGGUGGAGGAAAGCCUAAACCUAGAAGACGUACUAAUAAAAAUGUGUACGAAGAAGAAACUCACUUCCAGGAAGUUAAUUUAGUGAUAAUGUAUUUUGAGGAACUAAGCUUUUGAAGAACAUGUUCAUGGAUGACCUAUGCUUUUGUGGAAGUAUUUUGUGGAUGAUAUAUGUUUUUGUGGAAGUAUUUUGUGAAACUAUGUUUUUGUGAAUCCAUACUUUUGUGGAAGUAUUUUGUGGAUGAUAUAU